Molecule: messenger RNA, 1572 nt
Organism: Effrenium voratum
Lineage: Eukaryota; Dinophyceae; Suessiales; Symbiodiniaceae
Source: the annotation of a GenBank genome assembly
AUGGAGCACACCGUCAAGAUAGAUGGACAGCCAAAUGGUGUCGCGAGGCAAGCUUGCAGCCCUGUCAGAGUCAUCCCACAUGUCCACACCUUGAUUGGAAGGUACAUUCCAAAGAAUUACCGUCAUCAGCAGUUCAUCGAGUCGAUUCGGAGCGGCGAGUACCUUGGCUCUGAUUGGCCUUACAACUUCCUGGGUGGAACUUUCUGGAAGGAACGCCGCUACAAUGCAUCCUUCAAUCCCGUUCCCCCCGACAUGUCCGUACUGCCAGGCAUCAUGUUCUUCCCCAGGGUGAACGUUUGGGCUGUCGAGUGGUGGGAGCAGGCUUUGCAUAAUGGCGCCUGGAUGGUGCUCGACUUUGACACCCUAGAGUGUGACCUGUCAGCUUACUUUGACAAGGAUCACUUCCCCGAGUUGGUUCUAUCGCCGCACGAGCUCUUUCUGGAGGAGAACUACUUGCCGUUGCUUCGGCCAACCGAUGAGUUUGCGGCCAAGGUCACCUAUGAACACCAAGCUGCUUUGGCAGAUGGUGCUUUCCAGGACAGGACGAAAUGCCACGCUCCGGAGAGAGUAGCGGAUGUUAGUAAAAAGUUUGACCCGAAAGAUGCUUUCCGGCUGGUGGUUGCAACCAAAAAAGAGGAGCUGCCUGCUCAACUUUGUGAGCUGAUGGUGACGCUGAAGGUGGACGUUUCAGAGCAUGACGUCAAGGAGAAUGCAGGGCGCUGGGCUGGAAGAGAGCAGACGGAGAAGACAAAAUCCAAGGAGCAGUUGCAACUGGACGGUGACCUUUUGGAGUAUGCUUUUGAUGGCGACUUGGAGGCCAUCCAGAAGCUAUUGGAGAAGUCUGCCGACCCAAUGGCGAAGGCAAUGAUGGGCGCACUGCCCUGCACCGCGCCUGCUUUCAAGGGCAUCAGGCUGUCGCUCAGCUGCUGCUGGAACGCGGCAGAUCGUCAUGGUGAGCGCCCCUUUGACAUGGCCAGCAAUGACGAGACACGUGCCGUGCUGGAGGCAUGGGAUGUCUCCAAAACUGACACCUUGAAAGAGGCACGAGCUGCUGCUGUAGAUGCAGAAGACGAGAAGAACGUUCGAAACGACGAGGAAAGGCUUCAACUUGAGCGGCGGAAGCUGACGGGCAAGCUCUGUGAGCUCGCCGAGCAGGGUGACAAAGACGCUCUGAAAAUCGAGCUUCUGGACAUCCCUCGCGACAAGGCUGCAUCCUACAGAGAUGAUCGGGGCAACAAUGUGCUUCAUGUGGCCACAAUGCAUGGCAAACAAGACGUGGUUUCUUUGCUUGUUGAAGAAUUCGGCUUCCCCGUGAAUGCGCAGGAUGCAAAGGGCUGGACACCAAUCGCGAUUGCCGCAUUUCAUGGGUACAAGAAAGUUUGCCAGGUGCUGAUGACCAGAAAAGCCGACCCCCUGAUUGAGAAUGCCUACAGGAAGGAUGCUUUUGCAGUGGCAAAGGAUGAUGAAAUUCGCGAUGUGCUGAAAGGCAGCAACCCUGGCGCUCUCAUUCGGCUUUUGAACUAUUCCAGCAUCUUAUUCAUUCCUUGGCGUUCACCACUGAUGAUGACGUGA